UUAGUAGAAGGUGCAAUUUAUGAAAUAUCUGGGAAAGCUAAUCUAAUUGAAUUUUCAAAAGCUAAUGAAACAAAAAUAAUCCUUGUCUCAGCAAAGAGAACAAAAAUUUCAAUUCAAAAUUUACACAUAAGUGCAUUAGACAUCUAUCUGACUGGUAUGAUGUCAAAAAUCAAAAAAACAAAUGAAAUUUGCUAUAUUGAAAUAAAAGUCAAGGAGUGGGUAAAAGGUGUAGAAGAUAAGGAAUACCAAAUAAAUUGUAGAUUCUUAAAUAUUGAUCAAAGGUUGUGUUACCAACAAAAAACGCCUGUAAAACCAACAACACAAUUAUCAACAACCUAUAACUGGGAUGAUUCAGAAGAAA
Entrophospora candida is the source of this 361-nucleotide messenger RNA. The record is from the annotation of a GenBank genome assembly. NCBI's taxonomy places the organism in Eukaryota, Fungi, Glomeromycota, Glomeromycetes, Entrophosporales, Entrophosporaceae.